AUGGAGGACUUCUAUAAUUCAGGGAUUAUUAAUGCAGUUACUAAUGAAACCUUAAUAUGUCUGAUCCUCAAAAAGAAAGAUUCUGUCAAGCUUAAGGAUUAUAGGCCAAAAAGUUUGGUGACGAGCUUAUAUAAGGCGGUGUCUAAAGUUCCAGCAACAAGACUGAAAGAGGUGUUGGGUGAAACAACUCAUGCUAAUCAAGGAGCUUUCGUGAAAAAUAGGCAAAUUUUGGAUGUUGUUUUAGUAGCUAAUGAGGCUGUCCAGGAUGCCAUGAAGCUGAAUAAGUCGAGAUUGGUCUUUAAGAUUGAUUUUGAUCACGCAUAUGAUCAUGUAGAAUGGAGAGUGGUCGAUGAUGUAAUGGGUAAAUUUAAGACGACUAGAGGGGUGAGACAAGGGGAUCUGUUAUCCCCCUUCUUGUUCAGUUUAGUUAUUGAUGUUUUGAGUAGGCUCAUGGAGAAGGCUCAAGAGUAUAACUUGCUUCAUGGUCUGUUUAUUAGAAGGGACAAAGUGGAGGUUUCUCAUCUCCAAUUUGCUGAUGAUACUAUUUUUCUUCUCGGGGUUAAGGAGUAA
Messenger RNA from Prunus avium (sweet cherry), 570 nucleotides. The record is from RefSeq and is a predicted model, not a curated record. Lineage: Eukaryota; Viridiplantae; Streptophyta; Magnoliopsida; Rosales; Rosaceae.